Messenger RNA from Coffea eugenioides, 777 nucleotides. RefSeq names its product transcription factor MYB30-like. The record is from RefSeq and is a predicted model, not a curated record. NCBI's taxonomy places the organism in Eukaryota, Viridiplantae, Streptophyta, Magnoliopsida, Gentianales, Rubiaceae. The transcript has 3 exons. Bases 1 to 777 code for a protein of 258 amino acids.
AUGGGGAGAAUCUCUUUCACAGACGAAAAUGGAAUGAAGAAAGGUGCUUGGAGCGAAGAAGAAGAUAACAAGCUAAGAGCUUAUGUCCAAAGAUAUGGUCAUUGGAAUUGGAGGCAGCUGCCCAAGUUUGCUGGUGUAGCAAGAUGCGGGAAGAGUUGCAGGCUGCGGUGGAUGAAUUACCUAAGGCCAGGCUUGAAACGUGGGAAGUAUACCAAAGAAGAAGAAGAUCUUAUACGAGAAUGGCAUGACAAGCUCGGGAAUAAAUGGUCAGCCAUUGCAGCAAAAUUACCAGGGAGAACUGACAAUGAAAUAAAAAAUUAUUGGCAUACACAACUCAAGAAACGCAUGAAAAAAAUCCCACCAACAAAGAAUCCUGCAGGAAUGCCUACUGAAGACAGCUGCAAAUCUGAAGCAAAUCAGGAAGGCCAGCCUGAUAUUUCUCAUCAAGAAGAGUUGCCUCAAGAAAAUGUUGGUCCAGAAGCUUCAGUUUUACAAAGCUCAGAGAGAAUUGAAACAUCCAUAACUCAAUCUUCGAGCGAGAUGUCAAGCUCAAAUUCCAAUUGGGUACCAGAAGAUGGUAUUUCCUCAUGGGAUCAAUCAUUUGCAGAAGUAGAAAGUUUCUGGAGUGAGCCGUUUGUCCUGGACACGUCUUAUAACCAAAAUAACUGCGAUUUGUCGCCAUUAUUUGGGGAUCAGGAAGGAGUUUUUGCUUCGUACUCCUCAUGCUUGGAUGAUAACAAUGAUUUCCUUUACCAAUGGAUUGAAGAUCAUCCAUAG